AGAGGUAGAGAGAGAGAGCGCUCCUCUUCCUUCUCUUUUUUCCCUUUUGCUUUUCAGCUCUGGGAAGACGCCCUCUCCCUUUCUCUCCAGUCCUACUAAAACAUCAAAUUAUCCAACGGCAAAAAGAAAGGGAAACGUAAAAAAUGGCUGAAGACUUGAAGAGAAACGGCGCUUUAGCUCUGUCCUUGAAGCAAUCUUCCGAUGAUCGGAAGAUUUCGUUGGCGGCAUCAGCCAGCAAGAGGGUCAUCAUCAAGAGCGCCGAUAUGAAGGAUGACAUGCAGAAGGAGGCCAUCGAUAUAGCCAUCGCCGCUUCGGAGAAUCACAGUGUGGAGAAAAACAUUGCGGAGUAUAUCAAGAAGGAGUUUGAUAAGAAGCAUGGACCUACCUGGCAUUGCAUUGUCGGUCGCAAUUUCGGUUCAUAUGUGACUCAUGAAACAAACCAUUUUGUUUACUUCUAUUUGGACCAAAAGGCAGUCUUGCUGUUCAAAUCUGGUUGAGAGUGGUGAUGAUGUUGACUAAGACAACAAAGAUGAUGGUUCAUACAUGACUCAGAUAAACUACUUUGUUUGCUUCUAUUUGGAUCAAAAAGCAGGCUUGCUGCUCAAAUCUGAUUGACCUUGGUGAUAAUACUGUUGAUGAAGACGAUGACAAUGAUGUUGGUGGAUUUAUGAUUAUGAUGCUAUAGGUAGCACAUUUAUGUACUAGUUGAAAACCCUAGCCAGCAGAAUGUCUAGCAGGACAUCCAUGUGCUUAACUUGUAUAUUUGCUUGUACUUGAAUUGGAUUUCAACUUUGAACUAAACCUUAUUCUCAGUGCCUCACUUGAUUGUUUCUUUUGGAGCUUUGCUUGUUAGUUUUACUAGUUCUUGAUAUUGUUAGUGGACACUACAGAACUUUUACAAUAGGUGAUAUGGAACUUGAACAACUUUGUC
Vitis riparia (riverbank grape) is the source of this 931-nucleotide messenger RNA. RefSeq names its product dynein light chain 1, cytoplasmic. Gene Ontology annotation, molecular function: dynein intermediate chain binding; dynein light intermediate chain binding. Bases 144 to 497 code for a protein of 117 amino acids. Lineage: Eukaryota; Viridiplantae; Streptophyta; Magnoliopsida; Vitales; Vitaceae. The record is from RefSeq and is a predicted model, not a curated record. Gene Ontology annotation, biological process: microtubule-based process. Gene Ontology annotation, cellular component: dynein complex. The transcript is spliced from 4 exons.